AGAAACAACUGGUCAUUUCUAAAUAAAGUUCCUUUCGGUUUGCACAGUUAGUGAGAACCAGAAAUAGAAAAAGAAAACCGAAAUCGAAAUUCAAAUUCCGCUCAAUUCUACUCGCUAACAACAGCAAUGUCAGCAUACGGAUGGAAAAGCUUCGAGGAGAACGAGGAUCGCCCCUCCAAGCCUCGCCGCUACGGCGUCACCGAGAUGCGAAGCCCUCAUUACACUCUCUUCAACCAUAAUGUUCUUCAGGAUAUUUUUGAAUCUAUGGGAGAGUAUGUUGAUGGUUUGAAAUUUUCUGGAGGUUCUGAUAGUUUGAUGCCGAAAGAUUUUAUCAAACAAGUCAUUGAUACGGCUCAUCAGCAUGAUGUGUAUGUUAGCACGGGAGAUUGGGCUGAACAUAUGAUUCAUAAAGGUCCAUCCGGAUUCAAAGACUAUGUAGAGGAAUGCAAGAAGUUGGGAUUUGAUACAAUUGAGUUGAAUGUGGGUUCUCUUGGGGUUCCGGAAGAAACUCUGUUAAGAUUUGUUCGCUUGGUCAAAACUGGUGGCAUGAAAGCUAAGCCUCAUUUUGAAGUUAAGUUUAAUGAGUCUCAAAUUCCUCGAGGUGGUGAUAGAGCGUAUGGGGCGUAUGUUCCUCCUCUGCAAUGUAGAUCAUUUGAGUUAGUAGAAGAUGUGGAUCUCUUGAUUAGGAGAGCUGAGAGGUGUCUAGAAGCGGGUGCUGACAUGAUAAUGAUUGAUGCUGAUGAUGUCUCCAAACAUGCUGGUAAUAUACGUGCGGAUGUUAUUGCAAAGAUCAUAGGCCGCCUUGGUCUUGAGAAGACUAUGUUUGAAGCAUCAAAUCAAAAUGCAUCCGAAUGGUUUAUCAAGCAAUAUGGGCCAAAGGUGAACCUUUUCAUCGACCACUCGCACUUGGUUGAUGUGGAGUGCAUCCGGGGACGCAACUUGGGUAGAAAUCAUGCUUCUGUUCUCAGUUCUUCAUAUUUCCUGUUCUAAAGUGAUGGAAAUUUGUAUAGUACCCUGUGGGAUUUACUUUUGGUUUAUGUAAAAAAGUCUUUGUGUUGUCUUUCCCAUUGGGUGUUCCGUAUAUUUCCUUCGUUAUGUGAAGUUGAGGACUUAAAUGAAGAUUGAAAAUAAAUGAAUCUAUUAUUUUUCAUGGAAA
Vicia villosa (hairy vetch) is the source of this 1156-nucleotide messenger RNA. Its product is annotated as protein HEAT-STRESS-ASSOCIATED 32. The transcript is spliced from 5 exons. The coding region runs from base 127 to 990 and encodes 287 amino acids. The record is from RefSeq and is a predicted model, not a curated record. Lineage: Eukaryota; Viridiplantae; Streptophyta; Magnoliopsida; Fabales; Fabaceae.